UCUCUGCAAUCUAUUUCCAGAGUAGCAGCCCACGGUUUAUCGCUAUUCUGGAUUGUGUGGCCACUUUUAUAUGGGAAACUGAGGCUGCUUGUCCAAUCAGGGAAACAAAAGAUGAUUCACAGUCCUGCACUGUGCGAGAUCCAAACACUGGCUUUUUGUUCAAUCUGCAGCCGUUAGCUUCUGAAAAGGGCUAUGUGGCUACUGGCAGUGGGAAGAAUUUCUUGCUAAACAUUUGUGGAUCCAUGCCAGAUUGUGGUAAAAUUGAUGGCAAAACAGCUGCUGGAUGUGAAAUAGAAAAUCUGACAUCGGUGAGGCUGGUGGAAUUGGACAAAACCCUGUAUCUAUCCAGUGAAGGGUUUCUAACUCUUGCCUACAGAGGUCCUCUUCGUGUGGAAUCAGGAAAAUCAGACAUGUUCCUGGUGACUUUCAUUUGUAAUGAUUCAUAUCCUGGAGAGCUUAAGUUUGUGCGUGAGGAGGUAAACAGUGUGCUGGACAUCCAUGAUACUUUUUUUGAGUUUCACACAGCUCUGGCCUGUGCUCCUGCUCCUGUAGACUGUCAGGUCACAGAUUCUGCAGGCAAUGAGUAUGAUUUAAGUGACUUGAGCAAAGAUGGUGAGCCAUGGGUUGCUAUCGACACUUCAAAGGAAGCGAAGAAGCGAACAUUUUUCUUGAACGUCUGCAAGCCUUUGCCCUAUGUGACUGGAUGCUCUGGUGGUGCCAUAGGAUCUUGUGUGAAAUAUGCUGAUAAAAGCAAGAACCUUGGAGUCAUUCAGAUAACCCCCCAGGCUGCUACUGAUGGGUCAUUAAGCAUUAUCUACUUGAAUGGUGACAUAUGCAAAGAUAAGCAGCAUUAUUCUACACGUAUAAUCUUCCAAUGUGAUCAAACAAUGGGAUCACCAGUGUUGGAACAGGAGAAUGACUGUGAGUUUGUAUUUGUUUGGAGAACCUUGGCAGCAUGUCCUGUUCACAAAGCAGAAGGAGAGGAUUGCCAGGUGAAAGAUCCAAGGUAUGGUCAUGUUUAUAAUCUGAAGCCACUUUCUAAUAAGGACGUGAAAGUGAGUACAGAUGAGUAUGACUACUACUUCAGAGUUUGUGGAGAAAUAACACAACCUUGCAAUCCAAAGGCUGACGCUGUUGCAUCGUGUCAAGUAAAGAAGAUGGGCAGUUUGACAAAAGUAGCAG
This is a messenger RNA of Empidonax traillii (willow flycatcher), 1182 nucleotides long. RefSeq names its product cation-independent mannose-6-phosphate receptor-like. Gene Ontology annotation, biological process: lysosomal transport. Gene Ontology annotation, cellular component: late endosome; trans-Golgi network; plasma membrane. The record is from RefSeq and is a predicted model, not a curated record. The transcript is spliced from 8 exons. NCBI's taxonomy places the organism in Eukaryota, Metazoa, Chordata, Aves, Passeriformes, Tyrannidae. Gene Ontology annotation, molecular function: signaling receptor activity; insulin-like growth factor binding; D-mannose binding. The annotation marks the transcript as partial.